Molecule: messenger RNA, 6745 nt
Organism: Apus apus (common swift)
Lineage: Eukaryota; Metazoa; Chordata; Aves; Apodiformes; Apodidae
Gene: SAMD8
Product: sterile alpha motif domain containing 8
Exons: 6
Coding region: 137-1387 (416 amino acids)
Biological process (GO): ceramide biosynthetic process
Cellular component (GO): Golgi membrane; endoplasmic reticulum membrane
Molecular function (GO): protein binding; sphingomyelin synthase activity; ceramide cholinephosphotransferase activity
Source: RefSeq, a predicted model, not a curated record
AUGGGGGCUGGCGGUGGCGGCGGCCGCUGCGGAGAGAGGGCGCGGAGGAGCCGCCGCCCCGGGCCGGGCCCUGCGGCAGCGCCGCGCAGCGCUGCUGCCCUGACGGCAGGUCAAUUCUAUUGGUGGAUAGAGAAGGAUGAUGGCAGGCAAUAACCACCUUUGCAUUCGACGUUGGACUACCAAGAAUGUGGCCAGGUGGCUGAAGGAAGAAGGCUUCUGUGAAUAUGUGGAUGUUUUGUGCAAUAGACACAGGCUAGAUGGAAUUACACUGCUGACACUCACUGAAUAUGAUUUACGAUCCCCUCCUUUGGAAAUCAGAGUCCUGGGGGAUAUCAAAAGGCUCAUGUUGUCCAUACGCAAACUACAGAAGCAGCAUAUUGAUGUUCUAGAAGAGCUGGGUUACAACAGUGAUAGUCACAUUGGCACAGUGUGCCCAAGUAUGGGUUCUUUACAGGGUGUCGAUUGGUUUUGUAAUGGUGAAGUACCUCGAGACUAUGAUGGAGCAAUUACUGACUUGAAUGGUGAUCAGUAUCAAUAUGCAAAUGGAAAAAACAAACACUCUACAAGAAGACUGGACCCAGAGUAUUGGAAGACAAUUUUAAGUUGUGUGUAUGUCUUCAUAGUGUUUGGCUUUACAUCAUUCGUUAUGGUUAUAGUACAUGAGCGAGUACCUGACAUGCAGACUUACCCACCUCUACCAGACAUAUUUCUCGAUAGUGUCCCUAGGAUACCAUGGGCUUUUGCUAUGACUGAAGUAUGUGGUGUAAUUCUUUGCUACAUUUGGCUGUUGGUUCUUCUCCUUCACAAACACAGAUCCAUACUUCUGCGAAGGCUGUGCAGCCUCAUGGGGACAGUAUUCUUACUACGUUGUGUUACAAUGUUUGUUACCUCACUUUCUGUGCCAGGACAGCAUUUGCAGUGUACUGGAAAGUUGUAUGGCAACAUUUGGGCAAAACUUCAGCGUGCAUUUGCAAUAUGGAGUGGCUUUGGAAUGACUCUGACUGGAGUACAUACAUGUGGAGAUUACAUGUUCAGUGGCCACACUGUUGUCCUGACCAUGCUCAACUUCUUUGUCACAGAAUAUACGCCAAGGAGCUGGAACUUCUUGCACACCUUGUCCUGGGUCCUGAAUCUCUUUGGAAUCUUCUUCAUUUUGGCUGCACAUGAACAUUAUUCUAUAGAUGUCUUCAUUGCCUUUUACAUCACUACAAGACUGUUUUUGUAUUACCAUACAUUGGCUAAUACUAGAGCAUAUCAACAGAGUAGGAGAGCAAGGAUCUGGUUUCCAAUGUUUUCUUUUUUUGAAUGCAAUGUUAAUGGUACUGUUCCCAAUGAGUAUUGCUGGCCCUUUUCAAAACCUCUGAUACUGAAAAGAUUGAUUGGCUGAAGAGCGUGUGGGUCAAUUCAUAUUUUUAUGGAGUGUGAUGACUAAGAUCCUACAAGACUAGCUGAGGGGAGGGGGGAGUGGUGUAAAAUAGCUUUUUUCCCUCCAUGAUCUCUUUCUCCUUGUCUUGGUUCUUAGAUUCUUAGCCAUAAAAUGGGGUUCCAGUACUUCACAGGGAUGUGUUCUGUUUUCUUGUUGCUAAAAUGGACAAUAAUGCAGGAACUGGUAAAUCCAUGAACCAUGAAUCUGAACCAGGAUACUGUCACCCUUAGUAAGGCUCUAUCUGAAUGUUUAAGUAACUUUAACCUCAAAUAUGUGCUUGUAUAGAAUUUAAUAUACCCUUUACAAGUCCCACUAAUCUCCGUUACUUGACAUGCCAGCUUUUACAAAUACUGACUAAAAAAAAAAAAUAGAACUUCAUGAAGGCUGAAUUUUAAAACAAUCAUAAACGUAAUUUUCAAAACUGUAUAUACUUAAAGAUUGAGGAGUACUGUGUCAUAAUGAGGAAGACAAUAUACUUCCUUGCUAAAAGGGUCUCUUAACUAUUAAGUAACAUGUCUUAAAGUAUAAUUGACAGCGUAUGAGGUCUGCAUACGGUUGCCAAAAAUGCAAGUCUGCCUUGUGGCUAUGCAGUGAUGAUGGUUUGUUUGGUUUGGGUUUUGUUUGUUUUGUUUUGUUUUAAAUGAGAGCUUAUUUAGUCUAGUCUAUCAGUUGCCUAUACGGUUGUUCUAGGACUUGUAAGUUUUCCUUUUUGUUUUUAAAUAAAUGGGUUAAUGUAAAUGCUACAUCCACUGAGAGUAAAGUUAAUUUAGGUUUAGUGAGUUUAAAGCCACAAAAUAACUUUUACGUGGUUUUAGUUGUUUGACACCCAAACAUGUGCAUGCUUUUUAGGAGCAGCUCUUUAAUAUUGGAAAAUCAAAACAGUUAUCUUCAUAUAUCUUACUGUGCCAUAAGUGGAUGGGGAGAAUGAAUGCAUGUAGUAACUUUCAGGAAAAGUAAUAAUAGUAUUGGAGAUAGUGCUCAUAUUGAUGUAUGUUUUAGAACUGUGUCAACAAUAUGGUGAAUUUCUCUGGAUAUAUAUAAACAGUAUGUUUGUUUUAUAUAUAUAUAUACACACACACAGUGUAUGUUUGUCUUAACAAGUAUGAAAAGUGACUAGUUCUUAAGCUACUCAUUUACUACACUGAAAGGUGAAAGUACCAUAAACAGUUGAGUUUUGGUUAUUUGAAAAACCCACAACAAAGCACCCACAAAACCCCCAAACCAACACUAGAGUCCAUAAUGCAUAAGCAAGGGUCACAUAGUUGGUGAUCUCUUAUGCAGUGGUUUGUAAGGGGACAAUACUAACAUGGGCUGUAGAGACUCGAAAUUAGAUUUAUGCUAAAUGAAAACUUACAGGUAAAAGGUGCACAUCAUAAAAAUGGUGUAGACCUUUUAAUUUGAUUAUUGCAAUUUCAGAGUAGGUAGUAUGUGCAAAAAGUAGUGUAAGUCAGCCUCAGAAAGUUAAGUGAAGCAUUUCCAGCUUGGUACAAACUGACUUAAUGGCCACAAUGUACUUAAAUUUCCAUGGAAAAGAAUCCCUUUGGAAUUUUGCAAGAGAGUUUUGUAUUUGGAGGCUUGUGACCUAGUGUGGGCUAUUUCUUGCUGUAUUGUGUUCCUUUUAUAAACCUGGAUUGUAUUAACUUGACUGUCUUCCACUCUUCGUAGUGUAUUACUUUUGUAACUUAAUUUAGCUCCUAUUCCACAGAGGAAUUGUUCAUCUUAGGGGAUCUCUGCCAGCUGUAUUGAGCACACAUAGAUUAUGAUAUUCUCCAGGCUUUUAUGUUUGUAACAUUCCCAUUUUUUAGCAAAAUUGCAGGUAUAAUCCUAUAUUUUUCAAUCAGUUGUAGCCUAAUGGCUCUUGCAUCCAAAUCCAGGGAGCAUGCUUGCGCUUAAGAAAAAAAGGAGAACAUAUUCUGCAAGAUGUAAAGACAUUUAAUUUGCUGUUCUUACCUUUCUGAUUUCAGAAAGGCAAUUUGAACAUUCCUCUUGAGACUGUAUAGCAGAUGUUAAUUUAUAUUUGCCUUUGCUAUCCACACACAGCUACAAAUACUAUUUUUUAAACUCUAGGAAACCAUGUGUUCUGAGGAUGUGCAGGAUUGCAUUCUCAGUUCUAACAUGCAGAGAAGUAUGCAGUUAAACUGCAAAGAUGUUGAUUCCAAAAGAAAUAUGUCAGUGCUAACUGGCAUAUGUGUGACUAAACUGAAAAAUUAUUUUGCAAUUUGGACAUGCAGAAGAAUUUUCAAGUACAGCCCAGUGUAACAAUGUUUACAUAAAGUAAAGCUAUCAUUUCAGUACCAUUUUGUCUUAAAAAUGAAGUUCAUAUACUUUGAAACACAAAGCUUAUCUCUUUGUUCUAAUUUAAUCUUUCAAAUUCUGUGAAGUAAAUCCAUGUUUUAAAUCAGCAUUGCCUGUCAGUAUUUUUUAAAGGAAACUUGUUUUUUUGUGCUGUUUCCCUUCAUGCUAAAUAUUCAAGUCUACGAUUGUAAUAUACAAUUUUGUGAGCGUUGAAGUGGGUUAAAACAUAGGAUAACUGUCCUCUCCUAUUUUGGUAGUUCAUUUUGUCUGCCUAUAAAUAAGCAAGAGGAAGGCUCAAAAUUGAUAGAAAAAUCUGAUCUCACAUGCAAAAGAGUAUGGGUCAGUCUGUGAAGUAGGUAGUAUAAACUUUAUUGUUAAUUAGAUGGAAACAAGUUGGGUGCAAUUUGACAGGCUUGCAAUUCUGUACCUCCUUGUUAAAGAGUCAUUGUUUAAAAGCAUUUUGCUGCUUCUCUGUUGCUGACAGGCACUUCUAAGGAAAGGCAGCAGAGCAUUGUUAGGCCCUGGGAUUUAAUGCUAAGUAUGUUCAGAGUUGUCCUUCCUUAUGUUCAUGAACCAGUCUUUUUGUUGUGCUUGAUGCACUUUGUGCAAAGUCAUCUUCUGUGGUCUGUGGGAGCACACACACAAUCUGAAUUCUGAGUAGUGAAUGAAUUUUUGCUGCGUGUCAACAAGAGAAUGUGUCUUAACAAUAUUAGUCUAGUACAAAAAAUGCACAAAUUAAUAAAGUAGAAAAGUCUUAACUGAAUAACUGGAUAUCCAAAAAGAAGUUUAGAUAUUUUUGGUAGCUUAGGAAGUCUAGUAACAUUUGAGACUUGAUAAUAGUCUAGAGCUCUUCCUUAUUAUUAUUAGUUAGGGAUAGGUAUGCACAUACCUGGAAGAGGUAUACACAUGGGCUUUCACCCCUCUUUUUUUUUUUUCUUUCUUUUUUUUUUUCCCAUUGUACCACAGCUUCUUAUAAUAGAUUUCAUAAACUUUUGCCUUUAGUUUUUCCGUUCUGGAAGAUCCCUUAAACUAGUGGGUUUAUGACACUACACCUGCAUACAGGAAUUAGACUUUCAUAGAUGUGUUUAUUUAGUAAAUUCUGACUGCACUGGCAGAAGCUUAUGGAAGAAUCUGUAAGUAAGGUUCCUCCAACUAUCCUUGGAUAACAAUAUAGAAAGCUUCUAUAUAUGCCAGUUGUCUUCAUGUCCUCUAGUAAACAAGGUAAAACUUAUUCAAAGUGUUGGUACAGAAGUGUAGAUAGUCCUGUAUUUAAAUGUCCAAGACAGCAAGAAUUGGGUCCUGAAAGUAUACUGCUUGUGAUGAAGCAAAUAAUAGGCUUAAAUACUCUCGACUUCAGUGAGGGUUACCAUUUCAGAUGAAGUAUUUUCUUGUAUAAGGCCAAAUGCAUGCUGUGCAUGGUAAACUGCUGCAGUAAUUGGAAUAGGUAAUGUCACUUUCUUUUUGGAUUUCCCUGAUUUCUCCCCCCCCUCCCCAGUCUAGUAUAGAAUAAAAUAUUUUGUAGAAUUUCAAAGAAAUUACUACUUAAUUGGGUUCUAAGAAAAUUAAAUCUGUGGAAAAAAAGUUUUAAGAAGCAAGAGUCAGAUAAAUUAUUGGGGAAAAAAAGAGGGUUUUUUUUAAUGGAAGCAUAUUAAAUAAGGUUAUUUAGAAGUACUGAAGCCCUUCAAUGAGGAUAAAAGCACAGGUAACUAUAAUCUCAUUUUCUGUAUGGCUGUGUCUCAUUAACUGCCAAAAAGAGUAUUGAAGAGAAAGAGGGAAGGGUUGAAUUCAGACACCAGUACAAGUCUUUUGCAACAGUUAAUACUUCCUUGUUUUUUUUAAGAAGUGCUUGCAUACUUUAGUGCUAAACUUGUUCAUUGCUAUUUAGCUAGUUUUUUGAUCUAUGAAAGUCCACUAGGUUUUCAGGCACCAAAAUUAUUGUGGAGCUGAAUCUUGAAAAUUAAAUAUGCAUUUGAAGAGAUAGCAUGUCUUAAGAAAAAAAGUGGGUUUUGUGGACCUGGAGUAUAACAAAAGUAACCUAUGACAACUUUGAUAGAUUUUCAUCCUGCCGAUGUAGUUUCUACUGAAGAGCGUAGGAGAAUUUUCAGUAAUUGAUAAACAAUAUUGAUCUGUAUGGGUUUUUUGAGUAAUCUUGGAUUGUUUUGUAGAAAUUUGACCUGUAACUACAGGAAACAUUAUAGUCUAGGCAAGAUGGAAGUACAUUUGGCAGACUUCCUAGCAGUGAGCCAGCUUACCUUCUGAGUUCUUUUGUACAUGUAGACUUUUAUCCAUCAAGGGUGAAUUGACAGAGCACUGGUGAUUCAUACAGAUUACUGUUUCUGGGGUAUCUUUGACACUGUCACUGUUACAAUUGAAACAGUAAUUCUGGGGGAAAAAAAAGUCCUUUGGAGUGAACCUAAUGAUGUCUUCUUAGUUCUAUGAAGACAAACACCAAGAAGCCCCUCACAACCCCUCGAACACUGUUGUGAACACUAAACUUUCCAUAUAGCACUAUCCUGCAUACUUACCAUUUGUAUCUUAAGAAAUUUGCAGUGAGCAUUAUGUACAUAAUUAAUUGACAUGCACAUUUUUUAAGCCAGUUUGUAAUACGUGUGUAAGAACCUAAGAUUGUAGAUGUGGAGCACAAUAACCUGAUGUAUUAGCCCAGUGACUGCAUAGGUAGAAAGACUAACUGUAACUUAGUAUUGCUCUUUCAGUUCAGUUUUGUCAAAUACGAGAAAAUUGUCAAAUGUGAGAAACCACAAACUACAUUUUACAUGGUACUUAAUAUAAUAAUGACAUAGAAACAUGGCUUUUCACACCAAACAGUUACUCCAGUUUUGUUCUGACAAAAUAGUAUUACCUAAUGGCUAAAAGAUAUGCCAGUGAAGUUUAAAAGUGAGUACUGUAAAUUAAGUAAAUACUGUUUUGAUUCUAAACUCAGAUUGUAUUAAUAUAUUGUUUUAUAUCUUUGUUGUAUUAAAGCAUAUUUAAAAGUACUAAAAUAAAAAUUUGAAAGAUGACAAA